AUGUUUAAUUUUAAGACUGGAGACUUUUUCUUUUCGCUGCUCGUCCGUCGAGUGGAGACAGCACAUCAACUCCCGCUGAGAUCGGAGGAGAGGGAGACACGAAGAGGCAGAAGAAGACACGACGACGACGAUGCUUAUGAUGGUGCUUAUGAUGAUGAUGAUGAUGAUGAUGAAGAAGAUGGUGAUGGGGUCAGUCAGACGGCUUCGGCGGGCUGCCCGUGGCUAGGCUUCUGCCUGGGCUCGCAAGGAGCGGACAGGGCAGUCCAAGGCAGACACGGCGAGCAGACGACAGCGUCAUGGAGAGCGGACGAGAGAGAUCAAUAG
Molecule: messenger RNA, 324 nt
Organism: Trichophyton benhamiae CBS 112371
Lineage: Eukaryota; Fungi; Ascomycota; Eurotiomycetes; Onygenales; Arthrodermataceae
Exons: 1
Coding region: 1-324 (107 amino acids)
Source: RefSeq, a predicted model, not a curated record